Messenger RNA from Ceratitis capitata (Mediterranean fruit fly), 2713 nucleotides. RefSeq names its product glucose dehydrogenase [FAD, quinone]. Gene Ontology annotation, molecular function: ecdysone oxidase activity; flavin adenine dinucleotide binding. The transcript is spliced from 3 exons. Lineage: Eukaryota; Metazoa; Arthropoda; Insecta; Diptera; Tephritidae. The coding region runs from base 32 to 1948 and encodes 638 amino acids. The record is from RefSeq and is a predicted model, not a curated record.
UGAGGUGUGGCAAGUUGAAAAGCUGAACAACAUGUCAACUACAGUACCUAACGCGCAAUGCGCUGCACAAAGCGUUGGGGACUUCAGCAGCAUGGUGAAUAUGCUACUGCAGACGCUGCUUACAGCACAAUGCGCUAUCUCACCGCCCGAGCUCUGGCCACCGGACUACGCGGAGUCGGCGCUGAAACACGGUUUGGAAGAAUAUGAUUUUGUAGUGAUAGGUGCUGGCUCGGCGGGUUCCGUUGUAGCAAGUCGACUGAGCGAGAACCCAAAUUGGAAGGUGUUAGUUCUGGAAGCAGGUGGCGAUCCGCCACAGGAGUCAGAGGUACCCGCAAUGAUGUAUUCUGCGCAACAUACAAAUGCCACAUGGAAUUACUUUACGGAGUAUAGCGACAAGUCGUGCUGGGCUUAUAACGAGCGUCGUUGUUAUUGGCCGCGUGGCAAAAUGAUAGGUGGCACCGGUGGCAUAAAUGUCAUGAUUUAUGUGCGUGGCAACCGCAAGGAUUACGACAGAUGGGCGCACGACGGCAAUAGAGGUUGGGGUUGGGAUGAUGUAUUGCCGUAUUUUGAACGUUCAGUACGUCCAGUGGGUAAUCAGACACAUCCACGGGGUUAUGUUACCAUCAAUACAUUCCCAGUCAACGAUCUGGAUGUGGAACAAAUGAUCUAUGCAGGUGCCGCUGAGUUGGACAUACCGCGUGUGCUCAGCAUCGGCGAUGGCAGCGCAAUGGGUUAUACCAAUUUACCGGGCACAAUAGCGAAUGGUCGCCGUAUGAGCACCGGAAAGACUUAUCUAUCUAGUGUCUCUAAACGACCCAAUUUGGAUGUGUUGAAAAAUGCCCAUGUGACCAAAAUGAAUUUCGAUGAGAGUGGCAAGAACGUGCGUUCGGUGAGUUUUGUGCUGCAGGAUAAAUACGAAAUGAAAGUGCAUGUGGGUAAGGAGUUGGUAUUAUCAGCUGGCACAAUAGAAUCACCAAAACUGCUGAUGUUAUCCGGUGUGGGACCAGCACAGCAUUUGACUAACUUGCACAUACCAGUUAUACAUGAUCUGCCGGUCGGCGAGAAUUUGCAAGAUCAUGUUAAUAUAAUUACAUUCAUUAAACUAAAUGAGCUCAGAGCGAAGCCGUGGACUACGCAGCAGUCGUUUGACGCCACCUACAACUAUCUCAUACAUCAGCGUGGACCGCUCGCCUCUCAAGGAACCGGUUCAUUGGCCGGUUACGUAAAUACGCUGAAGAAUGGUCCAUACCCAGAUGUCUCAUUUCAUCAUUUCAUCUUUCGUAGGGGCGACUUCGGAGGUCUGCAAAGUUUUCUAAAUGGCUUGACAUUUACUGAGCAUUUUAAAAGCCAACUAAAUAAAGUACUAGAAACUGCUGAUAUUUUGGGCAUGAUGAACGUGCUCUCAUAUCCAAAGUCCAAGGGUACUAUACGUCUGCGUAGCGCCGACUACAGAGCACCGCCUUUACUUACACCAAAUUAUUUCUCUGAACCCGAAGAUAUUGCCACCCUAAUACGCGCCAUGCGUUACCAGGCGCAACUACUCAACACCACUGCUUAUAAGGAGAUGACAGCAACGCUAUUGCGUCCCUCAAUUGACGAGUGUGAUGCUCAUAAGUUCCAGAGCGAUGAAUACUGGCGUUGUUACAUCAAAUAUUUCUCCACCACCACUUAUCAUCUCACGGGCACGGUGAAAAUGACACCUGAAACAGAUGAGACGGGCUGUGUGGAUCCACGUUUGCUUUUGGACGGUUGUGGAAAUGUGCGCGUGGCCGAUGCGAGUAUUAUGCCGUUGAUACCGAGUGCCAAUACGAAUGCGGCGACAAUUAUGAUUGCCGAAAAGGCAGCAGAUUUCAUAAAAGAAGAUUGGCAGCAUGAUGAGGACGACGACUUCUCAUCAGAGGAAGUCGAAGGGGGAGGAGAAGGAGGCGCAUGGUAUUUUGGAAGUUAAGAAGGAGAAAGUGCAGAUAAUAAGACACAUAGUUGUCAAACGGUAUACAGUCUUAUUCGCCUGCAAUACUGCUAAAACAUUUACAAUUUUGGAUGAAGUUAAUUCUUUUUAAUAAAUUAGGAUAUUCUCAAUAACCAUGAAUCAUUUCUGUAUAUUGUGGAUACUAUUCUGAAUUUCAAGGAGCACUUCUUAGAGUUCGGUCCUUGAGCAACUUCACAAUUCCCUUUUCUACUGCUUUCCGGCUUCUAAGGAGCGUGGUAGUCGUAGAACUAUUUCCAGAUUUUCAACAUUUCUUCUAAAAAAUCUGCAUUAAUUUUAGAAAAUGAAUGUCAUAGGUAUAAUUGAGACAGAACCGUCUCGGAGAUCGUCAGGAGUGAGCUUUUAUUAUACUACCACAAUCAUAAAUGACCUGGACGAUAUGAGGAACCGGUAUACAUUGGUCCAUCCUCGAGACAUAAAGUAUUCGGCACGCACCCUGAUAAGAUCGUAAAGUAACUUAAUGCUGUACUCAACACAGCUUGUCACCGGCUGAUGUGUUCUGCUGGUGGGAAUAUAAAGGUCUGUUAAAGUAAUAUUAUAUAUAAAAAUGAAAUAUUCAAGAGCAGGAGUCAAACUUAGAAUGAAGCGUCCUACUGUGCCAGAGUGAGAGUGGAUUGGUUGUGGCGAGGAAUCACUGAUAGACCUGAUGACAUACAUUCGACUAUAGUCUUUAAUGUACGUUAAGAAAUAUCAUGGGGCACAUUUCAGCUCAUAUCAAAAAAAAAA